Molecule: messenger RNA, 192 nt
Organism: Penicillium malachiteum
Lineage: Eukaryota; Fungi; Ascomycota; Eurotiomycetes; Eurotiales; Aspergillaceae
Exons: 1
Coding region: 1-192 (63 amino acids)
Source: RefSeq, a predicted model, not a curated record
AUGAACCGGAAGAUUCACCAACAAGCCGAGCAAUUAGAGACCAAGCUUCCUUACUUACAAACAGUCCUCAGCCGAAUGCUCCAAGAUCAUCGCUUCGACCCUCUGAGGGAAGCUCGACAGUCACAAUCCACCGCCUCGAAGAUCCCCUUGGUCUCACCGUGCUUCAUGAGCCGGAAUUACUUCCUGCUCUAG